AUGACUAUUGCUGCAUAUGCGUAUGAAACAAAUGAAGCAAGAAGAGCACAUGAACUAGUAAACGAAAACUCAACUUUAACCAUUGAAGGCAAUGAUUUAGUCAUUGACGAUGGAAAAACUAAAAAAGUCAUUGAUUUCGAUACUUUUAACACUUAUGACCCAUUCAUUACAACAAGCAAGGUUCCCAUCAUAAAUGAUGGAACGGUGCAAUAUAUAAAUUCUACAGUAGAUGCCUCAUUAGUGAAAGUAUUAAAUGUUCUCAUUGAAUUGUUAAAGAGCUUUCGAUUUGACGACAACAUUAAAUGCCUAAAGAAUUUAGUCAUGAAUGAGAAACAAAUUCUCGGCGUUGCUGGUAGCAGUAAUGAUGUACACCUUAUGACAUUAGAAUAUUAUAACGAACAUAAAGAUGAACUGAAAGGAGAGAAGGGUGACACCGGACCUCAAGGACCACAAGGAAUACAAGGAAUACAAGGAAUACAAGGACCUCAAGGCGAAAACGGUUUGGAUGGUGAAGAUGGAAAGGAUGGAAAAACUGCUAAAUCAUGGAUAUGGAACCUUAUAAAUACUGGUUUAACAGCUGCUUCAUAUGGAGUUCUUCAAUACCAAAUCGGAAAGAUAUGGGCAGUACUUGGUGAAGAAGUUUUAGAUGACGUUAAAAAUGCUUUGA
Messenger RNA from Trichomonas vaginalis G3, 667 nucleotides. Its product is annotated as organellar and viral DNA polymerase type B. The annotation marks the transcript as partial. The transcript has a single exon. NCBI's taxonomy places the organism in Eukaryota, Parabasalia, Trichomonadida, Trichomonadidae. The record is from RefSeq and is a predicted model, not a curated record.